AAGAACACAACAGCGCAUGCGUCGGUCGCCAUUUAGACAACUAUCUUACAAUACAGUUGACACGAAAAUAAAUAAAGCUAGCUGGACGACGUGAUUAUUGCAUCGUUUGUUAAAUUGUCGCCUCAUAUGUUGCCUUUUUUUUUGUAAAUUGUUGUUAAGACAAACCUGCCUCAGUUGACUCAGAAGCUUCGGGCGAGCUUAGCUUGUUAGCUGUUAACAAUAGAGACGCAGAAGUUAGCAACACGUCCUGUAUGCAGAGAUCGAGUGUUGUGAUUGUGUGAACAUGUGUAAAGUACAAGUGCUCAGAGCCCUGGUGAACCAGCGGCUGACGUCGGCUGUAGAAGAAAUAUUUGUUGAGUUAGAAAGAAUGAUCGCAGAGUACGAGAAGGAGAUUUUUCGAAUAAAAGAGGAGAACGAGCGACUGCUGGACGCUGUUUUCAAGCCUCGAAUAGAGUCAAACAGAUCAGACGCCAGCGAAGAUAAUGUUCCCCCUGAGCAGCAGGAGUGGAGUUUCAGGAUGGAGCAAGAGUGGCCGGAGCCCCCUCACAUUAAAGAAGAAAAGGAGGAUCACAGCAUCAAUCAGGAAGGGGAACAUUUGAAAGGACUGGAGGAGUUCCCAGUGAUUCAUGACCUUGUAAAAAGUGAAAUUGACGAAGACAAAGAUCAAAGUAAAGACCCAAGCAGCAGCUCAACUCAACACAUGGCAUCAGAAGCGGAUGGCGACCACUUUGGAGCAUCACAAGCAGACAGCCUCUUAGCUCCACUAUCAGAUAGUGACGACACAACGUCACACUCUGCUGACACUGAUGAUGACGACGACUCAGCAGAUAAGACAUGUCACACUAGCAACACACAUUUCGAAUGCUCUCACUGUGACAAAACCUAUGGUAAAAAGGGUAAUCUGAAAAGACAUAUGAUAUGUCACACUGGAGAGAAACAUUUUCCUUGCUCAGUCUGUGGUAAAAGAUUUUUUCAUAAAUCCCAUUUAAAAGAACACACCAGAAUACACACUGGAGAAAAACCUUUUCCUUGCUCUGUUUGUGGUAAAAGAUUUACUAAAAAACACGGUUUAAAGAGACAUAUUAGAACACACACUGGAGAAAAACCUUUUCCUUGCUCCGUGUGUGGCAAAAGAUUUACUAAAAAAGAUGGUUUAACGAGACACACACGAACACACACUGGAGAGGAACCUUUCUCCUGCUUAGUUUGUGGUCAAAGGUUUUCUCAGAAGAUAAGUUUGAUUGGACACAUAAGAACACACACUGGAGAAUAUCCACUGAAUGCGUAACGACAACCCCUACCAAUCCCUUACCGCUGUUUUGUUGCAGCUCCGCCCUGCAGUGAAAUAGCGUGGACUUUUUACGAAAUCCCCGCGAAUCCGCACCUAAUCACAUGAUUGCAAGUUGUACUAAAGCGGACCACAAACAAUUUGUCCUGUCUUUUUCAGAGGAGCGAAAGCAAAUAAACUAAGUCCUGCUAUUUGAGAUACAUAAUGGCUGUUGAACGGCAACACCACGGAUCGUUCAUCAAUACCCGCCUGUUUGACUUAACUUGACUCGUAGAAAUGAUGACCGUUUCUCAUUGCAGAAUGACAACUUUUUUUUUGUUUUUUUUAGCAAGCAACAACAAAAGAGUAACAUCAUCCAUCCUAGAUCGCAAUCAAUGCUCGCUAACUACUCCCCUGCUUCCCUGGCCCCUGUAUCAGCUUGUAUUUGACACAGGCUCCCAUAUAGAUGCCUGUGAUAAAUAUUUUUAAUUUUGGACCUCCAGAAUCAGCAUAUCCUCAUCCAUUGGUGUCAACAAGGUGAAAUUAUGCCUGAAAACCUUUGACAAGUUGACUUUAUGUCUGUCCCGACAUGUUGAAGUGUAAAAUACGAUCCGCCUUGAAAAUGGUGUAUUUUAUCUUGAAAGCAAACUGGAUAAUUUAGUUUGUGUUUUUGCAUGACUUCCUGACCAACACAAGCAGAUUUUAGCCAAAUUGAAUCACCAUGUUGCGGCGACCGGCAAAUAUAGAAGCUUUGACUCAUUGACUUGAAUCAAAUAGGGAAGAGUCUGCCGUCGUGUCAGCGCAGUUCCGCUGCCAUACCGCAUCCAGUAAAAAUCCAGAGUGAAACUUUUUUAGGACACUUUCUGCACAAUAAGGGAACUACAAGUAGACAAGACAAUAUUACUCUAUAAAAAAAACAACAGUAUUAUUCAAGGUGAACUUAAAGGUUUUGUAGAUCAAGAUGUUAAGCUUACAGUAAGUAACUUCUGCAAUAAACUUCUUUCUGCAAAAUUCA
Nerophis ophidion (straightnose pipefish) is the source of this 2282-nucleotide messenger RNA. Its product is annotated as zinc finger protein 33B-like. NCBI's taxonomy places the organism in Eukaryota, Metazoa, Chordata, Actinopteri, Syngnathiformes, Syngnathidae. The transcript has 2 exons. The record is from RefSeq and is a predicted model, not a curated record. Gene Ontology annotation, molecular function: RNA polymerase II cis-regulatory region sequence-specific DNA binding; DNA-binding transcription factor activity. Gene Ontology annotation, biological process: regulation of transcription by RNA polymerase II. Bases 284 to 1288 code for a protein of 334 amino acids.